Messenger RNA from Benincasa hispida (wax gourd), 1641 nucleotides. RefSeq names its product calcium uniporter protein 2, mitochondrial-like. Gene Ontology annotation, molecular function: calcium channel activity; uniporter activity. The record is from RefSeq and is a predicted model, not a curated record. Gene Ontology annotation, biological process: calcium import into the mitochondrion; mitochondrial calcium ion homeostasis. Lineage: Eukaryota; Viridiplantae; Streptophyta; Magnoliopsida; Cucurbitales; Cucurbitaceae. Gene Ontology annotation, cellular component: uniplex complex.
AAAAACAAAGCCGAAACAAAUUACACGCAAGAGCCGCGUAGGGUUAUCGACCAAGCCCGUCCACGCCAUUGCCUUGUUUUUGCCGUUUCACUCGGAACCUACAAAUCUGCCUUGAAGCGCCAAACAAAACCAAUAUAAACAUUACCUACUCUUUUCCACAUUGCUUCCCUUUAUUAUUUCAUUCACUCUCUCAAUCAAAUCAAAUUUUCAGAGUGUUAUUCAAGAUUUCAGAAUGAUGGAUGGAAGAAUCUUUGGAUUCCACGUUUAGUGCUUGUUGCCGGAGAUUUCUGUUUCUGUUUUUUGUUUUUUCAGCUUUGGAAAACGGGAUGAUGUGGAGGAAAUGGUGUUCUUCUGUUAGUUUAUUGAGUCGGAGAUUGUUGGUGAAUGGAGUUCCGGGGAAUUCUUCUUAUUAUGGAACUCUAGGGCUUGGUCGUGGAGUUUCUUUGAAUCCAUCGCCGGCGGUACGAUCGUCGACAUGGUUUUGCACUAGAGUUGCUUCGUUUUCUUCAUCUGUGGAUUCAGGAAAUUCUACAGGAAUUCGUCGUGAUGCGGAAAAAAGUGAGAGCGGUGGCCCUGGGCUUGGAUCUGUGAAUGAAGAAUCUGGUAAUGGAAUUGGCGGAGAGACGAUUUCGUUUGGGGAAGCUAAAAGGCUGAUGAGAUUGGUGAAUGUCGAGGCGUUGAAGAUGAAAUUGGGGACUGAUGGGAAGGAGGCGAUUGGAUAUACGGAGCUUCUCGAAGCUUGUAAAAGCAUGGGCGUUGCUAGGUCGCAGGAUGAAGCUGCUGCUUUUGCUCGAGUUCUUGAUGAGGCUGGUGUUAUUCUUCUUUUUCGCGACAAGGUCUAUCUUCAUCCAGACAAGGUGGUGGAUCUUGUGAGACGAGCCAUUCCCAUUGCUUUGAUGCCUGAAGACGAUCCAACAAGGAGUGAGCUAAAGCAGCUGCAAGAAAAGAAGGAAGAAAUCGAUGUAUUGGCACAUAAGCAGGUGCGACGAAUACUGUGGACCGGGCUAGGUUUAGCCAUUCUUCAAGUUGGACUCUUCUUCAGGCUAACAUUCUGGGAAUUUUCAUGGGAUGUAAUGGAACCAAUAGCAUUUUUCACCACAACAACUGGAUUAGUUAUAGGCUAUGCUUAUUUCCUGUUCACUUCAAGAGAUCCCACUUACCAAGACUUGUUGAAGAGGCUUUUCCUCUCAAGGCAAAGGAAGCUGUUCAAGAAGCAUUCUUUUGAUGUUUGCAGAUUCAAGGAAUUGCAGAAAAAAUGUAAGUCGCCUCUCGACGCUACGGCAAAUAUUAAAAAUCGGGUGGGCGUAGAUCUGGAGCUCGAGGAUUGUUUGAGUAGAGAUUAACUACUAUUAUAUUGCCCUUCCUUUAUUAGGACAGGUAAGGGGUUAACUAUUAUUAACAUCCCUAAUCUUUUCUUUCUUUCUAGAGGCUGCCAUUCAAUUUUGGAGUUUAGAGUUAAUAUGAACUAGUAAAGAAUACUUGCAAUUGUUCAAUCAAAUAUGGAAUGGAAUGCACUGAAAUAACUAUUGCAUUACCAAAUCUUCAGUGUCUUUGCAGCCCAGCUGCAUUGAUCUUGUACUCAUGAAGUGAAUUUUUGAUAUUUGAACUUGAAUACUUUUUAUAAGAAUAUUACAUUACAAA